AUAUUUGGACCAAAUAUUUGCUAUUAAUAACUUUUGAAAGUGCUAGAAUUUCAGUUUUUGCUUAUUUAUCGCAUUCCCUAUUCAUGUGACAGGUAAAUACACAAGUAGAUGGCAAAACUCUAAACACCAUUUGCUCCUAUUCUCCUUGACCCAUUGAAUCUGGAACAUUUGAGAUUUGUGUUUAAGAAAGAUGGGGAAGUUGGGGAAGAAGGCGAGGAAGUUUGCACGGAAGAAGCUUCAAUCUGUUCAGAGGAUGAAGCGCAAGUAGAAUUCCUUCUUCAAAAGAAAAGCCCCUUCUCGUAAAUUUCUACCAUCUCUUCUGGUUUGGAGCAAUGAUGUACAAUAAACUGGGGACAACUGAGGAUUCUGAGCUGCUAGAGAAACCAACUAUAGGGCAGUCAGGUGGGAUUGCAAAUGAUGAAGUCAUCCUCAACAAUUUUCUUGAUACUUCAUCUGAUGAAGACACUGAUGAGUUAGUAGAAGAUUCUUUUGAUAGUGAUGGAUUUCUUUCAGAGGAUUCUGAAUGCCCAUACAUUUCUGACAAGGAAGAUGAGAACAUUUUUGGAGAUAAAUGUGAUCAUUCUGCUUUGUUUGAACAAAAUAAGCAACUUGCAGCAGAGAUAGAGCAACACAAGGAAAAAUUGGAGAGGCUGCUGAAAAAGGAUCCGAAGUAUUCGGAAUAUCUAGAUAAACGAAAAGCCCUCCUUGAGAAAUCAAGAAGUGAAGAAAAUUUAAGUCAUUCACCAUCCUUUGCAAUAACUUUAAGUCAGAUUAGUCUGUGUCAGCAAAAAGUUAUGCCUUGUGAUGAUUUGUGGAAAAUCUGUUAUCUACUUAUGCAAAUGGUUUGCCCUAGGAAAGUAGGCCCAGAACAGAUUCUGGUUUGUCUUCUGAUGAGGAAGAGGGCCUACACUCUCCUGUUGAAGAUACAAUUGAAGGAAAAAUGGAAGGAAAACCCUUAUCAAGUUGGGCCUGCACUUCGUAACUUGUUGAACGGCUUUCACGCUGCAUGUCAAUAUGGGAUUGAAACGAGUGGAGUUUCUUCCCAAAAGGUUUCAAGUAGAGAGGCUUUCCCAAAAAUAGUGACAUUUGUUCUUCUUGAAGCAGAUGGGAUCUUUUGUCAGUUUCUGGGAUUGUCAGGUCCAUGCAACAAAGAAGGCAGUUUGAAUUUUAGAAAUAAGUCUGAGUGGAAAAGUCUGAGGCCUCUAGUAAAGUGUUAUCUUCGCAGUUCCUUAAUUCUUCUCAACCAAGUAACUGAUCGGGAAAUACUCAUCCUUGCAUUAACUAGGCUAAGAUCUUCUCUCAAGUUCUUUUCUGAUUUUUUUUCUCUAGCGGGGAGGCUAACAAAGAUUUCAGUGCAUUUAUGGAUUUCUGGUGAUGAGAAACUAUCUUUAGCUUCAUUUAUGAUUUUACGAGAUAUUUCCUCAAAUCUAUCAUCUGACUGGCUUGAUGCUUGCUUGAAGAAAAUGUACAAAGCUUUUCUUAGACAUUGCAAGUCUGUUGAACCUGACAACUUGAAGCAUAUAAAAUUUCUCGUAGACUCGAUUGUAGAAGUUUACUCUUUGGACAUCCAAAGGUCAUAUACCCAAGUACAGUCUUCUGUGCAGCAAUUGGCGAAUGUCUUGAAGCAGGCUAUUAAAACGAAGAAAAAGGAAGAUCUCAAGAAAAUAUCCUGUUGGCAAUACAUUCUCUGUACCAACCUCUGGGUUGAAUUUAUCUCAUGUAAUGCAAGAAAUCAUGACCUUCAGCAAGUGCUUUUCAUGUUGAUUAAUAUCAUAAGAGGAAUUUCCCACUUAUUUCCUGGCCCACGUUAUGUGCCUUUGCGGUUGAAGUGUGUACAAAUGCUUAAUCGUCUUUCACUUUCAUGUGGAGUGUUCAUUCCUGUUGCAUGCAUGGCGUUUGAUUGUCUAGAACAAAAAACAAGUGGCAGUACUGGAACAAGGACAAAAAGUGUGAAACUCUCCUCAUUAUUGAAGGUGCCCAAACAUUUGUUGAAAUCAGAAGCCUUCCAAGAGGAGUGUGUUCUUUCUGUCAUUGAGAUCCUUUCUGCGCAUUUUUCUCAAUGGAAUCAUCAUGUAUCAUUUCCUGAUCUAGCAACCAUUCCUCUAAUUUUAUUGAAAAAGUUCCAUGAUAAAGCGACAAGUGAGAGCCUUCGAUGCCCUGUCAAGCGUUUGAUCGAUCAGGUUGAGCGGAACAUUGAAUUAGUUGGCAAGAAAAGAGACGAGGUUACAUUUUCACCCAAUGAUCAGGCAUCAGUUGAAGCCUUCCUUCAGCUUGAAAGUGGUGCCAAUACUCCUUUUGCUCAAUACCACUCGAGCAUAUCAAAGAAUCCACAUUCUAGAACAAUGAUUGGAGUAUAAAAUCAAGUGCUUGACGAGAGGAAAAACUGUUGGAAACCAUGAGUCUCAAAGAUCACUUAGAUGAUAAAGAUACGAAUUCAAACCAGGGUCAUUCAAUUGCGACAAAGGAAGAGUUCGUCGUCAGAUCCAAUUGAUGCGGUGGGCAAAUAAUUGGACCAAGACCAUUGAACUGGAUUGAAUAUUUACUCAAUUUUCUACUUACAAUGUAAUUUUUAUAAUUUAUUAAAAUUUUCAAAAUUUUGUAAUGCACUGCAAUUAUUUUUUUUACUGUUAGGUGUUUUUUUUUUUUUAGUUUAUUAAAAUUAAUAGAGGCUGUAAUACAC
Dioscorea cayenensis subsp. rotundata (Guinea yam) is the source of this 2680-nucleotide messenger RNA. RefSeq names its product nucleolar complex protein 2 homolog. Gene Ontology annotation, biological process: ribosomal large subunit biogenesis. Lineage: Eukaryota; Viridiplantae; Streptophyta; Magnoliopsida; Dioscoreales; Dioscoreaceae. Gene Ontology annotation, cellular component: nucleoplasm; Noc2p-Noc3p complex; nucleolus. The record is from RefSeq and is a predicted model, not a curated record.